Balaenoptera musculus (blue whale) is the source of this 747-nucleotide messenger RNA. RefSeq names its product taste 2 receptor member 5 (gene TAS2R5). Gene Ontology annotation, cellular component: membrane. Gene Ontology annotation, biological process: sensory perception of taste; G protein-coupled receptor signaling pathway; detection of chemical stimulus involved in sensory perception of bitter taste. NCBI's taxonomy places the organism in Eukaryota, Metazoa, Chordata, Mammalia, Artiodactyla, Balaenopteridae. The record is from RefSeq and is a predicted model, not a curated record. Gene Ontology annotation, molecular function: G protein-coupled receptor activity; bitter taste receptor activity.
UUUCUGUUUCCACUUUUCCAGAGCAGCCAUUGGCUUUGCUAUCUCAGUGUCUUCUGGGUCUUAGUAAGCCAGACCAGCCUGUGGUUUGCCACUUUUCUCAGUGUCUUCUACUGCAGGAAGAUCAUGACCUUUGAACACCCUGUCUACUUGUGGCUGAAGCAGAGGGCCUGUUGCCUGAGUCAGUGGUGCCUUCUGGUGUACUUCAUGAUCAGUUUGUUACUUAUAGUCCAUGGUAGCUUAGAGUUCUCCGAUCCUUCCCAAGGAAACAGCAGCAUUUUAUACCCCCAUUCAAACUGGCACUAUCUGUAUAUAUUAUGGCUCAAUACAGGAAGUAUAAUGCCUUUCAUGGUGUUGCUUAUUUCCUCUGGGAUGCUGAUUGUCUCUUUGUGUAGACACCACAGGAAGAUGAAUGUCCAUACAGCCGGCAGGAGAGAUGCUCAGGCCAAGGCUCACAUCACUCUCCUGAAGUCCUUGGGCUGUUUCCUUAUACUUUACAUAGUUUACAUCCUGGCCAGCCUCUUCUCCAUCACCUCCAAGUCUUUUCCUGCUGAUCUUACCGCUCUCUUCAUCUCUGAGACACUCAUGGCUGCCUACCCUUCUCUUCAUUCUGUCAUAUUGAUCAUGGGGAAUCCCAGGAUGAAGUAGACUUAGAGAAUCCUGUGGAAGACAGUAUAUACUUGGAGAGAAAGGAGUGGUCAGGAGACUGUUUUGAGACACUUUUUUGAUAGCUCUCCAAAAGGGGGCUGA